Poecilia latipinna (sailfin molly) is the source of this 1809-nucleotide messenger RNA. Its product is annotated as tripartite motif-containing protein 16-like. Gene Ontology annotation, molecular function: protein binding; zinc ion binding. NCBI's taxonomy places the organism in Eukaryota, Metazoa, Chordata, Actinopteri, Cyprinodontiformes, Poeciliidae. The coding region runs from base 1 to 1674 and encodes 557 amino acids. The record is from RefSeq and is a predicted model, not a curated record. The transcript has a single exon.
AUGGAGCAGCAGGCAGUUCAGCUGGGCAAAGAAAUCUUCUCCUGUUCCAUCUGUCUGGAUCUACUAAAGGAUCCGGUUACCACUUCCUGUGGACACAGCUACUGUAUGAAAUGCAUUGAAACACACUGGGAUGAAGAGGAUCCAAAAGGCGUUCACAGCUGCCCACAGUGUGGAAAAACGUUCAUAUGGAGGCCUGUCCUGGAGAAGAGUACAAUCUUAUCAGGUUUGAUCAAGCAGUUGAAGAAGACUGGACUCCAAGUCAUGCCUGCUGAUCAAUGCCCUGCUGGACUAGAAGAUGUGGCCUGUGAUUUUUGCAUUGGAAGAAAACUAAAAGCCAUCAAGUCGUGUUUAGUCUGUCUGGCCUCUUACUGUGAGAAACACCUUCGGCCUCAUUAUGAUUCAGCUGCAUUUAAGAAACACAAGCUGGUGGAGCCGUCCAAAAACCUCCAGGAGAACAUCUGCUCUCUCCAUGAUGAGGUGAUGAAGAUGUUCUGCCGCACUGAUCAGAAGUGUGUCUGUUAUCUCUGCUCUGUGGAUGAACAUAGAGGCCACGACAUAGUCUCAUCUGCAACAGAAAGGACUGAGAGGCAGAGAGAGCUGGAGGAGAGACGAGGAAAAAUCCAGCAGAGGAUCAAGGAUAGAGAGAAAGAUCUGAAGCUGCUUCAACAGGAGGUGGAGGCCAUAAAUCACUCUGCAGAUAACACAGUGGAGGACAGUGAGAAGAUCUUCACCCAGCUGAUCCGUCUCCUCCAGAAAAGAAGCUCUGAGGUGAAGCAGCAGAUCAGAUCCCAGCAGGAAACUGAGGUGAGUCGAGUCAGAGAUCUUCAGGAGAAGCUGGAGCAGGAGAUCACUGAGCUGAGGAGGAAAGACGCUGAGCUGGAGCAGCUCUCACACACAGAGGAUCACAACCAGUUUCUCCUCAACUACCCCUCACUGCCAGCACUCAGUGAGUCGACACACUCAUCCAGCAUCAACAUCCGUCCUCUGGGACACUUUGAGGACGUGACAGCAGCUGUGUCAGAGCUCAGAGAGAAACUACAGGACGUCCUGAGAGACUCAUGGACAAACAUCUCACUGAUGGUCACUGAGGUGGAUGUUCUACUGUCAGAACCAGAACCAAAGAGCAGAGCUGGAUUCUUAAGAUAUUCAUGUGAAAUCACACUGGAUCCAAACACAACCAACACAUGGCUGGUACUAUCAGAGGGCAACAGGAAGGUGACAAGAACGAUUCAAUGUCAGUCUUAUUCCAGACAUCCAGACAGAUUCACUGGAUGGCGUCAGGUCCUGAGUGGAGAGGGUCUGACUGGACGCUGUUACUGGGAGGUGGAGUGGAGCGGGAUACUAAUUUAUGUAGCAGUUGCAUACAAGAAUAUGAGCAGAGUAGGAAGUGGGAAUGAACAUGGAUUUGGAGGUAAUGACAAGUCUUGGGCUUUAGAGUGUUACCAAAACAGUUAUCAUAGAUUUGGUCACAGCAACAUCUGGACCUCCAUCUCAGGUCCUGGUUCCUCCAGAGUGGGAGUGUACCUGGAUCACAGAGCAGGUAUUCUGUCCUUCUACAGUGUCUCUGAAACCAUGACUCUCCUCCACAGAGUUCAGACCACAUUCACUCUGCCACUACAUGCCGGCAUUUGGGUUGGCUAUGCAGAUUCUGCAGAGUUCUGUAAACCCAAAUAGAGUUUCUCUCUUCUUAUACAUUGUUGAUUUGGGUUCAUUGUUUUGAUGUCUCUGGUCUGCUGCUCUGCUUGUUUUUAUGUUUCGGUUUUAAAUGUAGUCCUCUGUGUCUGUUUUCCAGGAGCCAUAAAGGAUAUC